This is a messenger RNA of Boleophthalmus pectinirostris (great blue-spotted mudskipper), 771 nucleotides long. RefSeq lists its product as uncharacterized. The record is from RefSeq and is a predicted model, not a curated record. NCBI's taxonomy places the organism in Eukaryota, Metazoa, Chordata, Actinopteri, Gobiiformes, Gobiidae. The transcript is spliced from 2 exons. The coding region runs from base 47 to 649 and encodes 200 amino acids.
GAUACAUAAUACACCCAACAGGACGUAAACAGCCUAGUGUCGAGCAAUGAAUCGGGUGCGCGCGGGUGUGAGCAGGUGCGCGCAGAUGCGCGCUUGGCGUAGACCCGGCGCACAUUCGUGUGCCAAGGCAUUGUUGUUUUGCGCACGGAGGAUAAAGAGCUCCGGGAAGUCUAUCAGAAGAAAGAAAGAAAGAAAGAACGAACGAACAGAAAUGGCACGCAAAGCGUCACUUUCCUUGCUGGAAGCAGUGGCGAUGGUAACGGAGCCUGGCUGUGACGCCGAGUCCGAUGUGGACACUUUUUAUACAGAUGAAGAGUUGGAUUACCUGGAGGGUCUGGACCCUAUUGAAGAUGCUGAGUCAGAGGAUGUAGUGUUUGACGCCUCUGCACAAUACAAGGACACUUCACUAAAUGAACACCUGCUCACAGGGCCUGACCUCACAAAUACAUUGGUGGGAGUACUCUGUAGGUUCAGGAAGGGUUCAGUUGCUGUAAUGUGUGAUGUGGAACGUAUGUUUCACCAGUUCCAUGUUAGACCACAAGACCAGGACUAUUUACGUUUUCUAUGGUGGGAGUAUGGUGAUAUAAGCACUCCACCCCUCGGUCUUCCGCAUGAAGGUUCACCUUUUUGGUGCAGCCUCAUCACCUGACUGUGCUAACUUUGGCUUAAAACAUCUAGCCACACAAGGUGAAGACAAGUUUGACCCAGGUACUGUUAAGUUCAUUCAAAAGAACUUUUAUGUAGAUGAUGGGCUUGUCAGUAUGAUGUCAG